AUGGAUAAGUUGAAGGAAAAGAUCCAAAACUUGAAGCUUGCCAGUGAAGAAUGGCAAGAAAAGCACGAUGGCAUCAAGGACAAGAACAAGGAAUUGGAACAAGAAUUAUUGGAAAAAGAAAACUUGAUCAAGUCCUUGACCACCAAGAACGAAACCUUGGAAGCUGAAUUGGAAAAGAUCGAAGAAGAAUAUAAGAUCACCAAGGAAAAGUUCAGUGACGUUGAUGUUAAGGCUGAAACUUUGGAAAAGAAGGUCACCAGUCUUGAAAAGGAAAAGGAAGACUUGGAACUCAAGAAUGAAGAAUUGAAUGCCAAGUAUGUCAAGGCCAAGGAAGAAUUGGAUGAAAUCACUGACCAAUUGAACUCUUUGUAG
Messenger RNA from Saccharomycopsis crataegensis, 372 nucleotides. RefSeq lists its product as uncharacterized. NCBI's taxonomy places the organism in Eukaryota, Fungi, Ascomycota, Saccharomycetes, Ascoideales, Saccharomycopsidaceae. The transcript has a single exon. The coding region runs from base 1 to 372 and encodes 123 amino acids. The record is from RefSeq and is a predicted model, not a curated record.